UUAGGAUUGGCAUGGUAUAGUUUUGUUCAUCUUGAAAAUGUUGGAAAUAAAGGGACUCAAUGUCCUAAAGAAGUGCAUACCCCAUAUUGCAGUUUGGAGAAGAUGGGAGCUCUUGACUGGGCCAAAGUUGUUCAUCAACACCAAUGGUGGCGCCUAUUCAGCUGUAUCUGGCUCCAUGCUGGCCUAAUUCACUUGAUUGUCAACAUGAUGAGCUUGCUAUUCAUAGGAAUCCGCCUUGAACAGCAAUUUGGCUUUGUCCGCAUUGGGAUCAUCUACCUGCUAUCUGGCUUUGGUGGAAGUGUGCUAUCUGCACUGUUCUUACGUAAUCACUACAUAUCUGUCGGUGCCUCUGGAGCUUUGUUUGGUCUACUUGGCUGUAUGCUCUCUGAGCUUAUUAUGAACUGGACCAUUUAUUCCAACAAGGCAGCAGCCAUCACAACUCUUCUGUUCAUAAUUGCAAUCAAUCUGGCGAUCGGGAUACUACCGCAUGCUGAUAAUUUUGCGCAUAUUGGUGGGUUCGUAUCCGGGUUCCUUUUCGGGUUUGUGCUGCUGGCAAGGCCUCAAUUUGGUUGGAUGGAACGGCAUGAGCUGCCCCAGACCGAUCAACCCCCAAAGUACAAGACGUACCAGUAUGUUCUGUGGGGCGCGGCACUGCUCUUGCUGCUGGUUGGGUAUGUGGUCGGCCUGGCGAUGCUCUUCAAGGGAAAGAACGGCAACGACGGCUGCCACUGGUGCCGGUACCUCAACUGCGUGCCCUCGUCCAGGUGGAAGUGCAGCACUUAGACAUGGUUCGGUUCCCCCCGUUCGGCGUUUCUCCGAAAUGCAUCAACUCCCGGAGAACCAUUUUUAUGCUUGUGUGUUUAUACAGAUACCAACAUCAGAGGCUUGUGCCUCGCAGAGCUGAAACCCUCCUUUAUCUUGCGUGACGAUGUAAUUUUACUUCGUGCCUGUUGGCCUCGGCAUGAUUCUGCGCCGACCGUACCUCCAGAUUUUUGUCAUGGUAUAUGCUGAAUUUUUUUGUUAAAAAAAAUCCUCGCAAGCAAUUCAUCAA
Molecule: messenger RNA, 1051 nt
Organism: Triticum urartu
Lineage: Eukaryota; Viridiplantae; Streptophyta; Magnoliopsida; Poales; Poaceae
Source: RefSeq, a predicted model, not a curated record